This is a messenger RNA of Polychytrium aggregatum, 1190 nucleotides long. RefSeq lists its product as uncharacterized. The transcript is spliced from 5 exons. Lineage: Eukaryota; Fungi; Chytridiomycota; Chytridiomycetes; Polychytriales. The record is from RefSeq and is a predicted model, not a curated record. The coding region runs from base 98 to 1165 and encodes 355 amino acids.
CACAUCCAUAUCACAUCCAUAUCACAUCCAUAUCACAUCCGUAUCACAUCCGUAUCACAUCCAUAUCACAUCCGUAUCCAUACCCAGCCAGCCAGCCAUGCAGGACACCACCCUGACCCUCCCCACCGUCGACCUGACACCCUUCCUGUCCUGUACCUCCGCCAAUCUCUCGCCCGAGGCCAUGCAAGAGUGCCGCUCGGCUGCCGAGUCGCUGCUCAAAUACUCUAUCCUGAUCCUCAGAGACCCACGCGUCUCCGAGUCCGACAACGACCGCUUCCUGAAUCUCAUGGAGGCCUACUUUGACCAGCCUCUGGACCUCAAGAUGCUGGACGUCCGACCGGAGCUCGGCUACCAAGUCGGAGCCACCCCCGAGCGCACCGAGCUGCCCGUCUGCGGCAGGGAUCCUGAGUGCCUGAAGCGAGUCGAGGCGCUGAGUCCGAACGACAAGCCGAUCGACUUCUCAGGCCCUGACCCAAAGUGGCGUUUCUUCUGGAGAAUGGGGGACCGUCCCGAGCACACCAAGUACAGGGAGCUUAACGCACCCCAGGUCAUCCCAAAGGAGUUUCCUCAAUGGCCGGAGGAGAUGAACGCCUGGGGAUCCAAGCUGUUCGGUGCCAUCAACACCCUUGCCGAGAUGCUGGCCAUUGGAUUUGAUAUACCCAGAGACACCUUUGCCAGGAUGACCAACCUCGGCCCGCAUCUGCUUGCCCCGACCGGCAGCGAUCUUGCCACCUACAGCAAACCCGGCACGGUGCUUGCUGGCUUCCAUACCGAUCUCAACUUCCUGACCAUCCACGGGAAAUCGAGAUAUCCCGGUCUGAGAAUCUGGACCAAGCAGGGCAAGCGGCUCAGGGUCCAGAUCCCCGACGGCUGCCUGUUGGUCCAAGCGGGCAAGCAGAUGGAGUGGCUGACCGGUGGUGAGAUCCCAGCAGGCUUCCAUGAGGUUGCUGUCUUGCCUGAAACGCUCAAGGCCAUCGAAACACAAGAGGCACUCGGACGCCCGCUGUGGAGAGUCUCGUCGACAAUGUUUUUCCACAUUGCUUCGGAUCAGAUACUGGAGCCCCUCGGUAAAUUCAAGAACAGCGAUCGCGCCGCUCGGUACCCGCCCACCGAGGCUGGCUCGCAGGUUCAGACCGAGCUGGGCUUGUUGAAACUGAUGGCUUAAUACAGAUGCCGCAAGACAGUCCGGA